AUGGCAAAAGAUGACGGAAAGUCGGACGAGAGACUACAUAUUCGAUUAGAACGAGCUUUGAAAAAUUUCGGACUCAAUGACAAUGCGGGUAUUGUGCUGGAAAAUAAUCCAAGGGAAUACAACGUUAUCCUUGCCGGACCACCACGUGGUGGAAAAUCAACACUGAUCGGUGCUUUAUGUGGUCGAGGACUCAAUGCAACAAAUAUACGCCUAGCUUCCCGUCAAAAAGCUGUUAGCUGCUUUGUUAAAACCGAUCAACGUAAAGGUCUUCCUCAUACUGUCACAUUUUGGUGUACAGUCGGUUUGGACCCUUGGACUAAGGAUUCCGUUAAAUCUUACAUACAUGACAUCGUUCAAUAUCACGCUCCAAUUUUUCUUCUCUUUUGUGCUAGUCCAAUUACUUUCGUCGAAAAGGAACAUUUAAGCUGGUUGAUUGAAAGUUGUAUUGAAGAGAACAUCUUUUGUGCCCUUGUUUGUACUGACAUUUAUGCUCAAACUCGACGGAAUACUACUUCACAAACUUUCAAAGAUAUACUGCAACGAUGGUCGGCCAACGGUUGUUCUUUAAUACCAAUAACUAUUGAUUCAGCGAAACCGUAUGCAUCGUCGAUUACAUUAUUUAAUCACAGUAAAACGAAUCAACCAAUGGCACUCACCUGUCAGGUAAAUAGUAUUGAAUAUGUCAAUGAUUCGAAUCGAAAACCUCCAUCUGGCGUGUUCGAACUCAUCCUAGCUCUCAUGGAUUUGUUACCGGAUGACAAAAUAAACGAAAUGAUUUAUAUGGUAUUGAAUAAUCGACCAUUUUGGACCUAUGUUGGUGAGACUUUUUCUAGUGUUUGGAAUGAAAAGUUUCUUUCCAAUUUCCGUCAUUGGUACGAAACUCAUAGUUGAUUCUUGCAUCGUACUUUCCUCGAACUUUUUAUUGGCUCUACAAGUUCUUUCGUUUUUCCAUCCGUUUAACACAAUACGAUUAAUAUUUUAGCUUUCCAUUAGUUGAUACGAAUUUAACAAAAGACUAUUCUGACAAAAAUAAAUUAAUUAUCCUAUUUUAACUACGUUUUGAAUAUAAUAAAGGCACCAUUUCAUCUGAUGUCUAUCAUGUUUAAAUAAAAUCGUUGCUAGUAACAUUUUAUACAGUUCUAACUUUCUAUUGUGUCUGGAUAUCAUAAGCUUGGAAUAAAUAUGUCGGAAACGAUGGACAGAAAAAUUCAAUAUUUGCAGCAAGUGUCUCAUCCGUAUUUUCGAACAAUAAGAUAUUCUCACUCCCUAAAUUUCACAAACAAUGAUUGUUGGCUACAGAUCUUCAUAUUCAAAACUUUUCAUAUGGACAAUACGUGUCUUGACUUAAACACUGGGUACUCAAAGAAUGGUGGUGCCUUGAUUUAUAAGUUAUGUAUAUUUUCUUCGAUCUUGCAGAAAACGAUACUUUCAUCGCAGAGCUCCUUGUCGUUCGUUCAUUCUGAUUCGUUUACUUUCCUUCUUUCUUUCUCUUCAACUAUACUUGCUUCGACACAGAUCAACUUACAUCAAUUUCGUUCGUUUGAUGACAAUCAUCGCCGAACUUCAUUUUCCAGUGUUUGCCUUUUCUCUUUUCAUCAAUCUGGCGUUUAUAUUCGUUCCGUCUGUGUGUUUAUAUUUCUUCUCUGUUACAGAAUAACUACUCACGAGAUUUACAAUCAUCAAUUUAGUCUAACUCCUAUUUUGUUACUGUACGGGUGGUACCACUUUUGAGUCGAACAUCCUUGACGAUGCGCUUGGCGGAUGUGGGCAUGAGGCAAGUAUCGAUCGCUACAAGACCUACCCCUAUACUCAGAUUCCAUAUCUAAUGAAAACAACGAGAUAAUUUUUUUAGAACCUGCUGUGCAUAAUAGAAAUCCUUGAAUUUCAAUCCAUGUGUGACAUCAUAGUUGUAUCAAUCGAUUAUGUUCUAAAAGCAGGUGUAGAAUACAGUCAAAUCAUUGAAGGACAUAGCAGAGUUCAUCAUAUGAAAGAUAUAGAGAACAAACAAAUUCGAUAUUCAAUCAAAUUUGCUCGUCGGAGGCCUCUACACAGCUCACAGUUGAUCAUGAGUUCAGAUUUAAUAGAUUUAUUUCAAAGUCUAAAUAAGACAAAAUCAUAAAGAACAAUAUUUUGCUCAAAAAUUCGUCUUUUGUUCGAUAAUUUCGGUAUUAUAGUAGUUCGCUCCGGAAGAUGACACGCGACGUACAAAAUCUCGAAUUGGUACGAGAAGACUAGAGGAUGAAGUUGACGAUGAUGGUUCCGGCUUUUUGAAAUCAAACACUUUGACCAAUUGCAAACUGUUUCGAGCGAGUGGAGUCGAUGACAGUCUUCUUUUUGAACCAUCAGUUACUUGAACGUCGAUAUUCAUACGAAGAGAAUCAAUUUUUUUACUGAUUGACGUCAGUUCAGAUUUGACAUAUUUGAACGAUGCAUUGUCGUGCUGAUUCAUCGACGCAAUGAGCUUAUCAAGAUCACUAAGACGG
Rotaria sp. Silwood2 is the source of this 2483-nucleotide messenger RNA. Lineage: Eukaryota; Metazoa; Rotifera; Eurotatoria; Philodinida; Philodinidae. The record is from the annotation of a GenBank genome assembly.